UUCCUGCCCCCACCCCCGUUCCCUGCCGUGGAUGGUUUUUAGGUGGAGUCGUUUGCACCAAAACCCAAUAGCUGCUGCUGUUCUUGCUGCUAUUUUUUUUUUUUUUUUUUAAUGAUCCUGUUUCCACAGCAGGGGAAGAGAGAACUGAUCCCGAACAUACUCCCAGAGAAUGAAUAAUCACAAGAAACUGGCUUAAGCAGCUGCCUGGAUCUGGUGCAUGAUUUUGAUCGAAUCUGAUCUGAUUUGAAUUUUUUUUUUUUCCAAGUCAUCGUUCCCGUUUUAUUUCCUGCAUUCUUUUUUUUCACCUUUUGGGGGAUUUGCAAACCGAAUUACAUGCAUGUCCAGUGGGGGAAGGUUUAAUUUUGACGAUGGAGGGUCGUACUGUGGAGGCUGGGAGGACGGAAAGGCUCAUGGCCACGGAAUCUGUACCGGCCCGAAGGGUCAAGGUGAAUAUUCGGGCUCCUGGAGUCACGGCUUUGAGGUGCUGGGGGUCUACACUUGGCCCAGCGGCAACACUUACCAGGGCACCUGGGCGCAGGGCAAGCGCCAUGGCAUUGGCAUGGAGAGCAAGGGGAAGUGGGUGUACAAAGGCGAGUGGACCCAUGGAUUUAAGGGACGGUACGGGGUCCGAGAGUGCACUGGAAACGGGGCCAAGUACGAAGGCACCUGGAGCAAUGGAUUACAGGAUGGCUACGGGACAGAGACCUACUCGGAUGGAGGGACAUACCAGGGCCAGUGGGUCGGAGGGAUGCGCCAGGGGUACGGCGUCCGGCAGAGCGUUCCCUACGGCAUGGCUGCGGUCAUCAGGUCACCCCUGAGGACGUCCAUCAACUCCCUGCGCAGCGAGCACACCAACGGCACGGCGCUGCACCCCGACUCCUCGCCGGCGGUGGCCGGCAGCCCCGCCGUGUCCCGGGGCGGCUUCGUCCUCAUGGCCCACAGCGACGCCGAGAUCCUCAAGAGCAAGAAGAAGGGCAUCUUCCGACGGUCGCUGCUGAGCGGGCUCAAGCUCCGUAAGUCCGAGUCCAAGAGCUCCUUGGCCAGCCAGCGGAGCAAGCAGAGCUCGUUCCGGAGCGAGGCCGGGAUGAGCACGGUCAGCUCCACCGCCAGCGACAUCAACUCCACCAUCAGCCUGGGCGAAGGCGAGGCCGAGCUCUCCGUCAUCGAGGACGACAUCGAUGCCACCACCACCGAGAUCUACGUCGGUGAGUGGAAGAACGACAAGCGGUCGGGCUUCGGGGUGAGCCAGCGCUCGGACGGGCUGAAGUACGAGGGCGAGUGGGCCAACAACAAGCGCCACGGCUACGGCUGCAUGACCUUCCCCGACGGCACCAAGGAGGAGGGCAAGUACAAGCAGAACGUCCUGGUCAGCGGCAAGAGGAAGAACCUCAUCCCGCUGCGGGCCAGCAAGAUCCGCGAGAAGGUGGAUCGGGCCGUGGAGGCGGCCGAGCGGGCGGCCACCAUCGCCAAGCAGAAAGCGGAGAUCGCGGCCUCCAGGACCUCCCACUCCCGGGCCAAGGCGGAGGCGGCCGUGACGGCGGCGCAGAAAGCCCAGGAGGAAGCGCGCAUCGCCAGGAUCACUGCCAAAGAGUUUUCGCCUUCCUUCCAGCACAGGGAAAACGGGCUCGAAUGCCAGAGGCCCAAGCGCCAGAACUCGAGCGACGACAUUGAGGUCCUCUCCACCGGCACGCCGCUGCAGCAAGAGAGCCCCGAGCUGUACAGGAAAGGGACGACGCCGUCCGACCUGACCCCCGAGGACAGCCCGCUGCAGAGCUUCCCCGCCAGUCCCUCGUCCACGCCGCCGCUGGGCUCCUGCAGGAACAAGAGCGCGCACUUCUCCCGGCAGGUCUCGGUGGACGAAGAGCGGGGUGGGGAGAUCCAGAUGCUGCUGGAGGGGCGCGGCGGGGACUACCUGCGCCCCAACAGCUGGAGCGAAGAGAAGGUCGGCGGGACGCGCGGCGUGCGAAGCGGGGCGCUGCGCAGCGGCCAGCUGGGGUCGGCCUCCGUCCCUGAAGACUACAGAGGCCGGAGCGGAGGACACAAACACUCGGCCUCCAACCACAAGCAAAGAGAGAGGUGGACAGAUUCCCCGGCCACGGUUUCUUGGACUUCCCACCACAGGUCCCACAACCACAGCUCAGGGAGCUCCAAGCUGCUUGAGCUAGACGAGGAGAAGAUGAGCAAUUACGAGAUGGAGAUGAAGCCCCUCAUGAGGAUGGAUUCUUAUAUGCAAGAGAUUCACACCCAAAAAAGACACUAUAGCAAAGGGGGACCCUGCAGGAGCAUGGCUGAUGACCACCGCGGGGAAGAGCGGGGCUUCGGGGUUCAGAGACUGAGGUCUAAGUCCCAGAACAAAGAGAAUUUCAGGCCAGCUUCCUCUGCCGAGCCCACGGUGCAGAAACUGGAAAACCUGAGAUUCGGGGACAAAGCUGAGCCUCGGCUACUAAGGUGGGACUUAACCUUCUCCCCGCCACAGAAAUCCUUACCUGUUGCACUAGAAUCUGAAGAGGACAAUGGGGAUGCGCUCAAAUCCAGUACGGGCUCAGCUCCCAUUCUGGUAGUCAUGGUGAUCUUACUAAAUAUCGGAGUCGCCAUUUUGUUUAUUAACUUUUUCAUCUAACUCAAGACUGUCUUGUUUGCAAAAAUAACAGUUACAUGUAUGAAUGGGGGAAAAAAACAAACAAAACAAACAACAACAACAAAAAAAAAAGGGAAAAAAAUCAUAACUCGAACUGUCCUACGACAAUUUCCAAGUCUUUUCACAGAAGAACAACAAACGAUCGAGUCUCACUCACAGUUUGCCUUUUUUCCUGGGUAAUGUUUUUUGGAUUUUAGCCAAAAUUCUUUGCUUGUAUAACACUAUGCUGUGUGGCAUGGCAAAAUGCUAUCAACACUCUGCCCCCCCCAACACUGGAAAGGAUGAGAAGGAAUCCCAACAAAAUAAAACCUCAUUUCCCUUCCCCUCACCCCCCCCCAAAAAAAUAUAUUUGUAACAACGGUAACCAACCCAAAACGGAGACUAGACGAGGGGACCGUGGGGAGAUUUCGUGUCACGUGUGUACGGGUCCUGGGAUGCUCCAGGCUGAGCUUCCCAGGGAAAUCCACAACAGCUUUAACGAUUAAAGUAAAUGGGAGAGAAAAGCAAAAUCAGGCAGCCGGUGCUUUUCUUCCCUUCUCCCGUCACGAAUGGAGAAGAGUCGCUGGAAGAAGGAGGCGAGAAGGAGCGCGGGGAAGGCACCAGCCCUGCCUGGAUGUGACGGACGGGAGGAGGGCGCCCGGCCCCAUUUUAUUUGUUUUUAAAACCAAGCCGCAAGGGGUGUUUUGUGAAAACCCAUGGGGCAGGGGGGGAAACGGGGAACACAAGGCGCGAGCGGCGGCCCCCACCACCCUCCUGCCUUCAAUCCUCCUCCCGGGCUGCUCCCCCUCACGGCAGGGCUGGAAAACCACCCCGGGCUGCUUUCUGUUCACUUUCUCCUGGGUCAGAAUUUGUGCCCAGAUCGCACCCCCCCCCCCCACCCUCCCCGAGCCCACGCCGACCCGCGAGGAGCAGCACUACUCCACGCUGAGCAUCCCAUCCCAAACACGUCCAUGCACAGAGGUGCCAGGGAGCAGAUUGGCGGGGAGAGAGGGCUCGAUUCCGACCCACCUAGUAUGACGUAAAAUAAAGCGAAAUAACAUUAAAAAAGAAAAAAAAAAAAAAAAACGUUUUUCAAAAGGCAUCUGGGGAGGAGCACUGGAGCAUGUCCCAGAGAGGAGGGAGAGGGUGGUGGGUUUGUCUCUUACAUCUUGCUGUGGACUGUUUCAGACAUCAUGCUUGGGCUCUGAGCAUGUAGUAUUUUGCACUUUGUAAUGCAGGAUGUAUAUUCCAGCUUCCAACAUGUCCCUGUAAAAAAAAAAAAAAAAAAAAGAAAAAAGAAAAAAAAAGAAAAAAAAGAAAAACAAAAAACAAACGUCAUUGGCAAUGGCAGCCUCUAAGGAUGUAUUCUUUUCUUUUUUUUUCUAUGUCACUUAAUUUGUUCGUUUAUACCAUCUUUGUAAUAUGCCUGCCUUGAUUUUCUCCCCUCCCCUGUCUCCCCCCUGAUAAUAUGCAUACUCAUUAAAGAUGCCGUAUCCCUGUUCUGAGCUGUUAUGAUCCCAAUCACCAGAGCGUGGUCUUAGCUCGACCGCCUGCCUACGGCCGGCGUCCCGGCGCCUUCCAAACCCUCCCGGAGGGUUUCCCCCCCGUGCCCUGGCACCACGAGCGCCGUCUCGCCCUGCCUGGGAGCUCGGCGAUGCCGCUGAGCCGACAGCGAGCUGCUCCCUUCGGGCUGGGGACCAAAUUCCCCCCGGGUGUCCCCGCCGUGGGUCCGCAGCAGGAUGCGGCCCCUGCACACCUGCAGCGGGGUGGGGGGGACCCUGCCCGGCAUUUCCCACCCAGAGCUGUGGGAACAGCCCUGAACGCGGCCUCAGCUUUGCUUUGCUUCUGUUUUAGCUGUUUCUCUGCUACCUUUUCAGCAGAUUUCUUAUUACACUGCACUGGAUUGCUAUAUUUUUAACCAGAAAUAAACUAAGGAUUAGAGCAUGUGCCAGUUAAAUUCAGUU
Messenger RNA from Cygnus olor (mute swan), 4581 nucleotides. It is a transcript of the gene JPH3, whose product is annotated as junctophilin 3. Gene Ontology annotation, biological process: regulation of synaptic plasticity. NCBI's taxonomy places the organism in Eukaryota, Metazoa, Chordata, Aves, Anseriformes, Anatidae. The record is from RefSeq and is a predicted model, not a curated record. The coding region runs from base 338 to 2620 and encodes 760 amino acids. The transcript has 5 exons. Gene Ontology annotation, cellular component: endoplasmic reticulum membrane; junctional membrane complex; plasma membrane.